Sphaeroforma arctica JP610 is the source of this 947-nucleotide messenger RNA. Its product is annotated as guanine nucleotide-binding protein G(q) subunit alpha. Gene Ontology annotation, molecular function: GTPase activity; G protein-coupled receptor binding; GTP binding. Gene Ontology annotation, cellular component: heterotrimeric G-protein complex. NCBI's taxonomy places the organism in Eukaryota, Ichthyosporea, Ichthyophonida. The record is from RefSeq and is a predicted model, not a curated record. The transcript has 4 exons. The annotation marks the transcript as partial. Gene Ontology annotation, biological process: adenylate cyclase-modulating G protein-coupled receptor signaling pathway.
GGGCGGGAGAGUCGGGCAAGAGCACGAUUGUAAAGCAAAUGAAAAUCAUUCAUGGUGGUGGAUACUCAAUAGAAGAGAAACUGGAAGUCGUUCCCAUCAUUGCUAUGAAUAUAUUGCGAUCGAUGCAGGCCUUAGUGGUCGCUACGGAUAAUUUGGGGAUAGAACUGGAGGAGGACAUACAGCCGCACGCGGAUUAUAUAAAGAAGUGCGAGAAACAGGUCAACGAUUUGUAUUGCCUGGGCCCAGAAUUUCUAAACUCAGUAAAUGCCCUGUGGAAGGCGGAAAGCAUCCAAAAAGCAUACCAAAAACGAAAUAGGUUUCAACUGAACGAUUCAGCGAAAUAUUACUUUGAAGGGGCCGAUCGCAUAUGUCAAUCCGACUACGUGCCCACGGAACAAGACGUGCUAAGGUCGCGUGCGCCGACAACCGGUAUUAUAGAUAUAACGUUCCAAACGAGAGACGUAAAUUUUAGGAUGGUCGAUGUUGGAGGCCAAAGGUCAGAAAGAAGGAAGUGGAUCCAUUGCUUUACGGAUGUCACGUCGAUGAUUUUCAUUGUGGCGCUCAGUGAGUAUGAUCAAGUAUUAUUUGAAGAUAACAAUCAGAGUCGAAUGCGAGAGAGUGUGGCUCUGUUCGAUAACAUUGUGAACUACGAGUGGUUCGUGGAUACGUCUAUGAUCCUAUUUUUGAACAAAACAGAUCUGUUCGAGGAGAAGAUAUAUCUGUCGAAUUUCGCCGACUAUUUUCCCGAAUACGAAGGGCACGACGACGACUCAGAUGCGAUCAAAAUAUUUAUUCUGAAUACCUUUUUUCAGCUUAACCGACAGGCCAACAAAACAAUCUAUUCGCAUUUCACCUGCGCCACAGACACAAAGAACAUCGAAUUUGUGUUUGCGGCGGUGCGAGACACCAUCUUGCAGAACAACCUAAAGAACUACAAUCUCAUAUAA